Messenger RNA from Protopolystoma xenopodis, 690 nucleotides. The record is from the annotation of a GenBank genome assembly. Lineage: Eukaryota; Metazoa; Platyhelminthes; Monogenea; Polystomatidea; Polystomatidae.
AUGUUAACCUCUCUCUGCCGUUUAGAAUUUGAGCGUACGCACUAUCCAGACGUCUUUGCUCGUGAGAGCUUGGCUAUUCGUGUUUGUCUGCCUGAAACCCGAAUCCAAGUCUGGUUCUCGAACCGUCGCGCAAAGUGGCGUCGAGAAGAGAAGCUGCGCAAUCAUCAGCACAGAUCAGCGUCAAAUGCACGCAAAGAGAUGAGCCAGUCAAGCCGACAGACUGAUUUCGUCGGGCAGCUAGGAAUGGCCAAAUCGCCGGCUUUAGCCUGUCCCGAUAUUCCACAUUGCCAUGGCGACAGAGGCAUUGGUGUCGGUGUUCAAAUAGCUGUCAUCUCUGAUGAGGGGAAAAGUGGAGAAGAAAGUGCCGCAGGCAAUGGGGAAAUUGGUAUUGGCGGUGGCGAGUGUGAAGAAGACAUUUCAGCUGUUGCGACCGACCACAAAACGUUGUCCCGUUUGGCUAACGACGAACCGCGGCUCUUGUGCGAAAUGAACGAUCCAGGCGCGCUGAGGAACUACGCCGGCUGCUUUGGAAUCGAGUGCACACAGGCUUUGGCCUACGUCGGUCUGACGACGGGAACAAAACUGUGUAAUCUAGAUCAUGAGGAGGAGGAUGAAGAUCAGCAACAGCAUCAUUCGAUCCACAUUCACGCUCGCGAGAACUCACCAGCCCUAGGGCUGUCCAAGGCGGGU